AUGCCAGCCCAGCAGAAGAAAAUUAUCUUUUGCAUAGCCGGGGUGCUGAGCUUCGCUUGUGCGCUGGGGACCGCGGCAGCCAUCGGCACACAGCUGUGGGUUAAGGGGACAAUACUCUGCAAGACAGGAGCCCUGCUCGUCAACGCCACUGGCCAGGAGCUGGAGAAGUUUAUUGGCAAAAUCCAGUAUGGGCUUUUCCAUGGCGAGCGUGUGAGACAGUGUGGGCUCGGGGGGAGACCUUUCCAGUUUUCAUUUUUUCCAGAUUUGCUCAAAAUUAUCCCUGCAAGUAUCCAUGUUAGUGUCAUUCUCUUCUGUACAGUACUGAUCAUCUUUGCUCUGGUGGGAGCAGGUUUCUUCAUGUUCAAUGCUUUUGGCAGCCCUUAUGAAACUCUGCACGGCCCUGUUGGGUUGUACCUCUGGAGCUUCAUCGCAUGUUCCUGUGGUUGUCUCAUCAUGAUUCUCUUCUCUUCAGAAGUGAAAAUCCAUCACCUUUCAGAGAAAAUUGCUAAUUUCAAAGAGGGAAGUUUUACAUUCAAGACUCACAGUGAACAGUUUGCAAAUUCAUUCUGGAUCAUCCUGGUUUGCUCCCUGGUGCACUUCCUGAACGCCUUGCUAAUACGAUUUGCUGGAUUUGAAUUUCCCUUUUCAAAAUCAAAAGAUUCGGGGAGAAUCACUGGAGCAGUUGACCUGAUGUAUUAG
Messenger RNA from Pygoscelis adeliae (Adelie penguin), 699 nucleotides. It is a transcript of the gene CLRN1, whose product is annotated as clarin 1. The transcript has 3 exons. The coding region runs from base 1 to 699 and encodes 232 amino acids. The record is from RefSeq and is a predicted model, not a curated record. NCBI's taxonomy places the organism in Eukaryota, Metazoa, Chordata, Aves, Sphenisciformes, Spheniscidae. Gene Ontology annotation, biological process: sensory perception of sound; equilibrioception.